AUGGGCCACCUGGUGACUCUAGCAACAUGCUCGCUGAAUCAAUGGGCUCUCGACUUUGAGGGCAACGCAGAGCGCAUCAUUGAGAGUAUCCGACAGGCUAAAGCGGCUGGUGCUACCCUGCGUGUUGGCCCAGAGCUCGAGAUCACCGGUUAUGGCGUUCUGGAUGGCUUCCUUGAGGGCGACACCUUCUUGCACUCUUGGGAGAUGCUUGCCCGCAUCAUCGAUCACCCCGAUUGCCAGGACAUUGUGGUCGACGUGGGACUACCGGUCCGCCACCGCAAUGUGCGCUACAACUGUCGGGUGAUUUUCUACAACCGGAAGAUCAUCUUGAUUAGACCUAAGAUGUGGCUGGCCAAUGAUGGCAACUACCGCGAGCACCGACACUUUACACCUUGGCAGCGUCCGCAAGAGGUGGAGGACUAUUAUUUGGAGUCAAUUGUUGGAAAGAUCACUGGUCAAUACAAAGUUCCUUUUGGUGAUGCGGUCAUCAGCACCAGAGACACCUGUCUCGGUCUUGAGACAUGUGAAGAACUCUUUACUCCCAAUGGUCCUCACGUGCCAUACGGUUUAGCCGGAGUCGAAAUCAUUUCCAACUCCUCUGGCAGUCACCACGAGCUGAGGAAGCUCGACACCCGUGUGAACCUGAUCACUCAGGCCACGAAGCUGAGCGGUGGUAUCUACCUAUAUGCCAACCAGCAAGGCUGUGAUGGCGAUCGUCUCUACUACGAUGGCUGUGCAAUGAUUGUCGUCAACGGCGACAUUGUUGCCCAAGGCUCUCAAUUCUCCUUGAAUGACGUAGAGGUCGUCACUGCCACUGUCGAUAUCGAGGAAGUUCGAACCUACCGCUGCAGCGCAAGCCGUGGCAUGCAAGCGAGCAAACAAUCACCCUAUGUUCGCCUGGAUGUCGACAUCAGGCUUUCCCGCCGGGAUGAGGAUGCUGAGCCUAGUCUAGCUACAUCCCAGCCAAUCAAGCCCCGCUUCCACGCGCCUGAAGAGGAAAUCGCCCUGGGUCCUGCUUGUUGGUUGUGGGACUACCUUCGGCGAUGUGGUGCGGCCGGUUUCUUCCUCCCCUUGAGCGGAGGCAUCGACAGCUGUGCUACUGCGAUCAUCGUACACUCCAUGUGUCGCGAAGUGCUCAAGGCGGUCCGACAAGGUAACCAGCAAGUCAUUAAAGAUGUUCGGCGUCUGUGUGCGAAGCCAGAGGAUUCCGACUGGCUCCCUACCACUACCCAGGAGAUUUGCAAGUGUAUCUUCCACACCAGCUACAUGGGCACUCAAAACUCCGGUCACGAAACCCGAGACAGAGCAACUCGACUCGCCGGAGACAUUGGGUCAUACCAUAUUGACUUCAACUUCGACACUGUCAUCACCUCCAUCAUGAACCUUUUCACCGUGAUCACCACCUUCCAGCCCCGAUUCAAAAUGCACGGCGGUUCCCCCGCCGAGAAUGCCGCACUCCAAAACGUCCAAGCCCGUCUGCGCAUGGUCCUAUCCUACCUAUUUGCUUCAUUGUUACCGACAGUUCGUCAGCGCCCUGGAGGCGGUGGUCUGUUGGUUCUUGCCUCCUCCAACGUCGAUGAAUGUCUGCGAGGAUACCUCACCAAGUACGAUGCCAGCUCUGCGGAUCUCAAUCCCAUCGGGUCUAUCAGCAAGGUUGAUCUCAAGAAGUUCAUCUCGUGGUCUGGAGAGAGCUUCCAACUCCCUAUUCUCGAGGAAUUUAUCAACGCCACGCCUACCGCUGAGCUGGAACCUAUUACUCAUGACUAUGUCCAGUCAGACGAAGCCGAUAUGGGCGUCACAUAUGCACAAUUGGGUGUCUUCGGAUAUUUGAGGAAGGUGUCAAAGCUGGGCCCAUACUCUAUGUAUGAGAAGCUGCUUCACCUGUGGGGCAACGAGUACAGCCCGCGUGAAAUUUACGAGAAGACGAGACACUUCUUCUACUACUAUUCCAUCAACCGGCACAAGAUGACUGUUAUCACGCCCAGUUACCAUGCUGAACAGUACUCUCCCGAAGACAACAGACACGAUCUGAGACAAUUUUUGUAUCCCCCUUUCACCUGGGCUUAUAAGAAGAUGGAGGAUAAUGUCAAGUACUGGGAGUCCAAGGGAUGGACUACUGCCAAGGGCCAGAAGAAGAGUGUCAAGGCUGAUUAG
Penicillium olsonii is the source of this 2154-nucleotide messenger RNA. The record is from the annotation of a GenBank genome assembly. NCBI's taxonomy places the organism in Eukaryota, Fungi, Ascomycota, Eurotiomycetes, Eurotiales, Aspergillaceae.